Messenger RNA from Oncorhynchus tshawytscha (Chinook salmon), 1907 nucleotides. Its product is annotated as guanine nucleotide exchange C9orf72. The record is from RefSeq and is a predicted model, not a curated record. Gene Ontology annotation, molecular function: guanyl-nucleotide exchange factor activity. The transcript is spliced from 7 exons. Gene Ontology annotation, biological process: autophagy; endocytosis. Gene Ontology annotation, cellular component: autophagosome; endosome. The coding region runs from base 578 to 1324 and encodes 248 amino acids. Lineage: Eukaryota; Metazoa; Chordata; Actinopteri; Salmoniformes; Salmonidae.
CGUGAGUAUCUGAAGCGAUCAUGCACAUUGGGCAACACUUUCACCACGCAAAACAGUACUUUGCAAAUACUACAGUAGAACUAUGCAUACCCAUUUAUGUAGGAACUUUUCUUAAACAGUUACGUCCACGAGAAGGAGACUAUUAUCACUAUUGUCACAUUAUUACAUCCAAGACUGACAUCGAACUAGUUUCACUGAUUUGUUAAGUCUCACACGGCUUUCGUUACACACCCCCAAAAUGACGUUGAAAAGGAAACUAAAACUUCAAAGCCUCCACAUCAUUCAUCUAUGUGAAAAAUGUUCUAACCACUGAGGCUCGACUGAAGCUUUAAUUAAUAUUUUGAUGUUCAAUGAGACAAAUUGUUAACUCACUAUUCCACUUGUCUCGCUAUAGUAGGUAUAAUUUUUUUUUAAAGUAUCUUGUCCUUCGUGUUGAUUAUUUCACCAAGAAUUGUGUUUGUUCCCUGAUUGCUAGAUCAAGGACACCAUCCUAAAUGACGAUGACAUCGGAGACAGCUAUCAUGAAUAUUUCCUGCACAAGGCAGUCAGUUCUCAUCUCCAAACUUGUGGCUGCUCCAUGGUGGUCGGAAGCAACCCAGACAAAGUCAACAAGGUAGUGCUCACGCUGUGCCUCUUCCUCACCCCUGCUGAGAGGAAGUGCUCUCGGUUCUGUAAAGCUGACUCUACUUUCAAGUAUGACACAGGACUGUUUGUACAAGGCCUCCUCAAGGACUCCAUGGGCAGUUUUGUCUUGCCCUUCCGCCAGGUGCUGUACUCACCCUACCCGACCACUCACAUCGAUGUGGACAUCAACACGGUGAAGCAGAUGCCGCCCUGCCACGAGCACACACACAUUCAGCGGCGCUACAUGCGCUCAGAGCUCAGCGCGCUCUGGAAGGCGGCCAGGGAAGAGGACAUCGCCCCCGACACUGACACCGGCAUCCACACCGAGUCCUUCACCCCCGACCUAAAUGUUUUUCAGGACGGUAUGCAUAAAGACACCCUGGUAAAGUCAUUUAUAGAUGAGGUGUUCAUGCUGAAGCCAGGUCUCAAUCUGCGAAGUACUUACUUGGCCCAGUUCUUGCUGAUCCUUCACAGGAAGGAGCUCACACUACUCAAAUACAUUGAAGAUGAGACGCAAAAGGGAAAGAAGCCUUUCCGAUCCUUGCGCAGCUUGAAGACCGACCUCGACCUGAUGGUGGAAGGCGACCUGAAUAUCAUCAUGGCGUUGGCUGAAAAGCAAAGGGCUGGACUGCACUCCUUUGUAUUUGGGAAGCAAUUCUACACCAGUGUACAGGAGCGAGAUGUGCUCAUGAGCUUUUGACUCUUACUCUCAUGACAUGUUUAUCAGCUUUUAAGAAAUGGGAAAGAAAUUGACAUAUGACUUGUCCAAAAGCUGCCUUUACUAGGUUACAUGUUUUGUCCACUAAAGAGGGUUGAAGUGUUAAAAAUAAAUACAGUAUGACAACCAGAAUAUCAGAUGCCCAUUUAAAGUCCAAAAACUUUGUGCUGCUGUCCUUUAUUGCUAAUCUUCAUUGUUUUAUUCAAAGCAUGAGUCUAGUGUCUUCCAUGUCUGUGUUGUACAACAAGCCCUUGAUGGGACUCCACUUUAUUUGUGAAACUUAAUUGUUUGGAUACCAUUUAUAUCAAUAAUAGCACAGAUUGUACAACAAAUGGUACUUCCUCUAUCUAUGACUGAAUGACCACAACAGCCAUGUCCAGGUUAUGAACCAUGUAUUGCCCUUUUGCAGUAUGCACUGUAUGUCUGAGCAUUCAUGCUGAUUGUUGACUAGAGACAGGUUUGUUUAAGUUUGACAUGUACAUCAUGAUGUGUAUAGAAUUGAAUUGUUUUGACAUUUUGUCAUCAUAAUUAACGUUUGACAUGAUAUUAAAUGUAUCGUAAUGUG